This is a messenger RNA of Bombina bombina (fire-bellied toad), 8110 nucleotides long. It is a transcript of the gene DOCK6, whose product is annotated as dedicator of cytokinesis 6. Gene Ontology annotation, biological process: small GTPase-mediated signal transduction; positive regulation of GTPase activity. Gene Ontology annotation, molecular function: guanyl-nucleotide exchange factor activity. The record is from RefSeq and is a predicted model, not a curated record. Gene Ontology annotation, cellular component: cytosol. Lineage: Eukaryota; Metazoa; Chordata; Amphibia; Anura; Bombinatoridae.
GUCCUCCCCGACCGGUACAGUAGGGAUUGGAGUUCUGGUCUAGGCGGUGAUGGCGACGACUGAGCGCCGAGCAUUUGCACAGAAGAUAAACAGAACUGUAGCUUCAGAAGUUCGGAAACAGGUUUCCAGGGAAUAUGGAGGUUCUCCGCAGCUCUCCAAGAAGAGGGGAAAUGGGCAGCAGACUGUCCCCCUUUCAGAUGUUGUGGAACCUUUGGAUUUUGAAAAAUACCUUUGUAGUCACCCCCCUGAUGCUGAAAGUGAGGCGUUGAGAGAUAUUUGUGACUUUCCUCCUGACGACAUUGAGAUCCUUUAUGAGCCAAGGGAAUGUCGUACCUUAGAGCCAGCAGCACCUGAAGAGGGAAAGCUGGAUUCUCGGGUUCGAGAUGCUUUAAAAGUUUAUACACACGACUGGGUGAUUGUGCAGCGCAGGUCUCAGGACUUGAGCACUGCAUACUCGCCUAUUACCGCAGAACGUCAGCGACAACGUCAGAGGGGUUUGAUCCGUCAGUUAUAUGAACUGGAUGAGGCUGGAGAAGAAAAGGGUUCACAGGAAGAACACGAGGAGAGAAAGCGUGCAUCUUCAUCUUUAGAUGUGACACCCCGGGGGAGCUGGGCCUCCAGUAUCUUUGACCUAAAAAACUCUUCCCCAGACCCCUUGCUCCCUGGUCUGCUUGAACGAGCCGCCCCUGAGGAGACAGACCGGACCAACCAAGAGCAACGCAAGGAAAACCGCCAUCCCCAAAUCCUGGCCCUCUACCCAGCACCAGAUGAGGAUGAAGCUAUAGAACGCUCCUCCAUUCCUGAGGUUCCAAAGGAACAUUUUGGACAAAGGAUCUUGGUUAAAUGCAUAUCACUAAAGUUUGAAAUAGAGAUUGAACCCAUAUUUGGGGUUAUGGCCCUAUAUGAUGCCAAAGAAAAGAAAAAGAUAUCGGAAGGGUUCCACUUUGAUCUGAACUCAGAUUCUAUGAAGAACAUGUUGCGAUCACAAGGAGGACAUCCUGCCCCCUCCACACUGGCCCGCUCUGCUAUUUUCUCAAUAACAUACCCUUCCCCUGAUAUCUACCUCGUCAUCAAGCUUGAAAAAGUUCUACAGCAAGGGGAUAUAGGCGAGUGCUGUGAGCCGUACAUGGUGCUAAAAGAAAGUGACAACAUUAAGAACAAAGAAAAAGUGGAGAAGUUACGAACACAAGCUGAACAGUUCUGCUCACGGCUUGGUCGUUACCGCAUGCCAUUUGCCUGGACAGCCAUUCACCUGAUGAACAUUGUCAACAGUUCAGCAACAACUGAGAGGGACUCUGACUCGGAGAGUGAGCGCAAAGGAACAUGGAAUGAAAAGAAGAAGAAAGCUUUUGAACGAAUGAGUGUUGGAGAUGAAAUGUGUGGCUUUACCACCUUCCGUCCUGCUACUCUCACAGUCACUAACUUUUUCAAACAGGAAGGUGAUCGUCUGAGUGAUGAAGAUCUGUACAAGUUCCUUGCAGAUAUGAGGAGACCAUCUUCUGUUCUACGUCGACUGCGUCCUGUGUCAGCCAAGCUGAAGAUUGAUGUUUCCCCUGCUCCCGAGACCCUCCAGUUCUGUCUAUCUCCAGAGCUGCGUCAUAUCAAACCGUAUCCAGAUCCUCGUGUGCGUCCCACCAAGGAGGUGCUGGAGUUCCCCCCGCGCGAAGUUUAUUCACCGCACACAUCUUAUCGAAAUCUCCUGUUUGUAUACCCGCGAAGCCUGAACUUCAGCAGUCGCCAGGGAUCAAUGAGGAAUAUCACAGUGAAAGUUCAGUACAUGGCCGGGGAGGACCCUAAUCAAGUUUUGCCGGUCAUCUUCGGGAAGUCCAGCUGCAGUGAGUUCUCCACGGAUGGGUACACAUCAGUGGUUUAUCAUAACAAAUCUCCUGAGUUCUAUGAAGAAUUUAAAAUGAAAAUUCCAGGGAAUGUAACUGAAAAUCAUCACCUUCUCUUCACUUUCUACCAUGUGAGCUGUAGACAAAACCAGACCCCUGGAGUUGAGACCCCAGCGGGAUACACGUGGAUUCCCCUGAUGCAACAUGGCAGACUGAGGACAGGAACUUUCUCUCUUCCUGUGUCAGUGGAGAAACCUCCCCCCAGUUACUCUGUGCUAACCCCUGAUGUUCAGUUACCAGGUAUGAAGUGGGUGGAUAAUCACAAGCCCGUGUUUAGUGUGGAACUGGUCGCUGCAUCUUCAGUGCACACACAGGAUCCUCAUCUAGAUAAGUUCUUUACGCUGGUCCAGGUCCUUGAGGAGCAGAGUUUCCCUUUCCGUUUGAAAGAUGUUAUCAUUACAGAAAGCAACUUAGAGUCAGAGCUGCGGAGCAGUAUGGGAAACCUGCGACUGGCCGCUCUUGGGCCUGCUGUCUGCUUUUGUCAUCAACUACUGGACAAGCUAAUUCUACUCAUUGUCAGGCCACCCAUAAUUGGGGGACAGAUCGUAAACUUGGGUCGUGCAGCUUUUGAAGUGGUGGCUCUACUGGUGAGUCAAAUUCAUCGCACUCUGGAAGGGGCUCAGGACCAACAUGGGAGAAAUGGACUUCUUGCCUCCUAUUUACACUACGCUUUCCAUCUGCCUAGCGAUAUGCCUGAACAACUGCACAGUGUACAGGGUCCAUCAGCUUCUUCUACUGUCCAUUCAGCAACCUUGUCUCGGGCAACAGGACGCCCUAGCAGCCUCAACCUAGUCCGUUGCAAAAGCAUUAGUAACAGUAACCCUGACCUGACCAGCUGCCCUUCCACCCCCGAUGAUGAGGAGGUGCAGAGGAUCAUGGGAGCAAAGGGUAUUGAUCGCUCUCAUUCUUGGGUCAACUCUGCUUAUGGCCCCGGGGGUCCUAAAUCAGUUCAACGCCGGACACAGCCCAACUCCAGCGCUGAGAUCCGACAGGCUAACGAAAGGAGCCCAAACCGUGUAUCCUGCUUCGUGGAGGGCGGAACCAAUACUGCCCAACCUCGUCCCACUGCCAAAAAGCUGCUGCAUGAGGAGCUUGUCCUGCAGUGGGUUGUGAGUGGAAGUGCUGUGCGUGAGGCAGCGAUAAGCCAGGCCUGGUUCUUCUUCCAACUCAUGAGCAAGAGUAUGUCUCUGCACCUUCACAUGUCUGAAAGACUGGAUGCUCCUCGCAAGCAGAGAUUCCCUGAAAGAUUCGUAGAUGACAUCACUGCCCUUGUGUGUAUGGUCUGCACUGAGAUCAUUAACCGAUAUCAGAAGGAUGCAGAGUUAGCUGAGCGCCUGAACAAUAGUCUUGCAUUUUUCCUCAAUGAUCUGUUAUCCCUGAUGGAUCGAGGUUACGUCUUCAGUCUCAUCAGGUCUUACUAUAAGCAGAUUAAUAGCAAGCUGUCAAAAGCACAGAACGCCAAUGUUCUGAUCUCCUUGCGAAUGGAUCUAAUCCGCAUCGUGUGCUGUCAUGAACACUACGUCACUUUAAAUCUUCCUUGCGGCUGCCUCUCACCUCCCAACUCUCCAUCACCUUCCAUAUCCUCCACUACUUCACAGAGCUCUGUCUUCUCCAGUCCAGCUCAGGACAGAACAAUUACAAACAUGUUUGAGAUGUCUGUUCCAUUCAGACAGCAGCAUUUCCUGGCGGGUCUCAUCCUUGCUGAACUUGCACUGAUAUUGGAGCCGGAUGUGGAAGGAGUUUUUUUCCUUCAGAAAAAAGCAAUCAGUGCCUUGCACAACCUCCUGUGUAGUCAUGACGCUGACCCUAGAUACUUAGAACCCAUAGUUAAGGAGAGUAUUGCCCGUCUGUACUUGCCCCUGAUUGGCAUUGUCAUGGAAACACUGCCCCAGAUGUACGAUUUUACAGAGCUGAAUGCACAGAGGAUACGCCAUGCUUCUUCUAUGGCAGAUGAGGUGGAUGCUGAUGGAGCCACCAUCAGUCAGACAGUUGCUAUGGCGAUAGCUGGGUCUCCAAUGCCCACUUUGCAGAGAUCUAAUAACUUCCCUAUACCGUCUGCUCCUGUCCGUACUGGCAGUGUACUCUCUGCUGAAUCCAGUCGGAACCUACUAGUCUGUGCCCUGUGGGUGCUUAAGAACGCAGAGCAAGGGUAUCUACAGAGAUGGUUCUCAAGUCUCUCUGUGUUGCAGCUUACACGACUUCUCGAACUGCUGAGCCUGUGUGUGUCUUGUUUCCAGUACAAGGGCAUGAAGGCCUUUGAGCGUAUAAACAGUCUGACAUUUAAGAAGUCUCUUGAUAUGAAGGCUCGGCUGGAGGAAGCAAUACUGGGUACUAUUGGGGCCCGGCAGGACAUGGUGAAACGGAGCCGAGAACGCAGCCCGUUUGGAAACCAGGAGAAUGUGCGAUGGAGGAAAAAUGUAACACACUGGAGACCGUCUGGAGAUAAAACAGAGAAGACUCAAGCAGACCGGGAACUGGAAGUGACAGUAGACGGAAACAUGGCGACCGAGGCCAACCUGGUGGUGUUGGACACACUGGAGAUCAUUGUGCAGACGGUGAUGAUGUCAGAAAUGAAGGAGAGCAUCCUGGGAGGUGUGCUGAAGGUGCUACUUCACAGCAUGGGCUAUAACCAGAGCGCACUUUACCUUCAGCACUGCUUCGCUAGCCAGAGGGCACUAGUAUGCAAAUUCCCAGAGAUGCUGUUUGAGGAUGACACAGAGCUGUGCUCGGACCUUUGUCUUCGCCUUUUACGGCACUGCAGUAGCUGCAUUAGCAGCGUGCGCAGCCAGGCCAGCGCCUCUCUCUACCUGCUCAUGAGACAGAACUUUGAGAUUGGAAAUAAUUUUGCCCGUGUAAAGAUGCAAGUCACAAUGUCCCUGUCCUCAUUAGUUGGGACUUCACAGAAGUUUAAUGAAGAUCACUUGCGAAGAUCACUAAAAACAAUUCUGACCUAUGCAGAAGAAGACCUGGAGUUGAGGGACACAUUUCCAGAACAGGUUCAGGAUCUGGUUUACCUACAUAUGAUCUUGACGGACCACAGUGAAGAUGACCGGAGCACUCAAGAAGACCCUGAAAUGCUGAUGGAUUUAAUGUACAGGAUUGCUAAGGGAUACCAGAACUCCCAGACCCUGCGUCUUACAUGGCUACAAAACAUGGCUGCUAACACAAAGAACGAUUGAACCACCGCAGAGGCCGCACACUGCCUGGUACAUGAGGCUGCACUGGUGUCAGAAUAUCUUAGCAUGAUAGAGGAUUCCAGGCACCUGCCAGUAGGAUGUGUCAGCUUCCAGAACAUCUCAUCUAAUGUGCUGGAAGAGUCUGCAGUGUCCGAUGAUGUGGUGUCUCCAGAUGAAGAGGGGAUCUGUACCGGGAAAUACUUUACAGAGGCUGGACUGGUGGGGCUGCUUGAGCAAGCUAAUGCAAGUCUUACUUUGGGUGGUCUCUUUGAGGCAGUGAAUGAAGUCUAUAAGAUUCUUAUACCCAUAUAUGAGGCUAGUCGGGAUUACAAGAAGCUGGCAUCGGUUCACGGAAAGCUGCAAGAUGCAUUUAACAAGAUCACCAACCAGAUCACAAGCUGGGAGCGCAUGUUUGGGACAUAUUUCCGUGUGGGUUUUUAUGGCUCAAAAUUUGGGGACUUGGAUGAGCAGGAAUUUGUGUAUAAAGAGCCAUCUAUAACCAAAUUGGCAGAAAUAUCCCACCGACUGGAGGAAUUUUACUGUGAACGAUUUGGAGAAGAUGUUGUUCAAGUCAUAAAGGAUUCAAAUCCUGUAGAUAAAACAAAACUAGACCCAAACAAGGCUUAUAUACAAAUAACAUAUGUGGAGCCAUUUUUUGACACGUAUGAGUUCAAAGAUCGCGUUACCUAUUUUGACAAGAACUAUAACUUGCGCACAUUCCUAUUCUGCACACCUUUCACACUGGAUGGACGUGCACAUGGUGAUCUUCAUGAGCAGUACAAGCGAAAGACUGUACUCACCACUUCUCAUGCCUUCCCAUAUAUCAAGACCCGUAUCAAUGUGCUGCACCGGGAAGAGGUGGUACUGAUUCCUGUGGAAGUUGCCAUUGAAGAUAUGCAGAAGAAGACUCAAGAACUGGCAUUUGCCACCCACCAGAACCCAGCUGAUCCAAAAAUGUUGCAGAUGGUGUUGCAGGGUUGCGUGGGUACUACUGUCAACCAGGGCCCUCUGGAGGUGGCACAGGUUUUUCUGUCAGAGAUUCCGGAGGAUCCUCGCCUGUACCGGCUGCACAAUAAGCUGCGUCUGUGCUUCAGGGACUUUACAAAGAGAUGUGAGGAUGCACUGCGCAAGAACAAAACUUUAAUUGGUCCAGAUCAGCGAGAAUACCACAGGGAACUGGAGAGGAAUUACCAACGUCUGAGAGAAGCGCUCAGCCCUUUAACAUCACGCAAGAUCCCACAACUGUACAGUGACCUUCUGCCGCACACCAGCGCCAGGGAUUCGCUGAACCGCUCCAGCCUGCGCAGGAUUGAAGCCUGAGUUAUCCCAAGUGCCUUAUGGAAUGCAUUUUAUAAAAUAACCCAGAAGAGGGCGCUGUCCCUCUCACUGCCAGAAUGGGCUAUACCAUCACUGUGUGAUGUUGCACUCCAAAGACCAAAGAUAUGCCAGUAGGCGUCAUGGAGGGAUCGUUACCUGCUGGAUUUUAUUCCAAAUAGUGACACGGGGCCGAGAUGGGUGUCACCUUCAUAUGUACAUUCCUAAUGUUGAAAUAAGUCUUUAGAGGAAAUGGAGACCUAUGGGUUGUAAAGUGUUUUAACUUAACAUUAUUUUUUUCUUGUUGAAAAUGUUGUUUUUUUAGGCUAAUUACCACAAACUUCUGAAAAGCCUUUGCUCAGAACAGUGUAGGAUUGGCCACUUAAGGAUGUGGUUUCUCUACAUGGGAUUUGAAUUUUAAAAUGAUUGUCCAUUGAAUGUGAUGGUCAUAGUUCAGUUUCUACUAGAUUCACUAAUGGUCUGACUAAACACACCAAUAAACCUAAUCAGACUGACUUGUGGGAGCAGCAAUAGGAAGGGACCUUAUUGCUAAUAAAUGAGACUGGCAGCAGGGAGAUGUGCACCCAGGCAACAUCAGUCACCUCCCUGCCAAUGUGUUGUCCCACUAUCAGUGUGCCCACUAUCCCAGGGCAAUUGUCACAUUGUCUAGCAGCCUUAUUACAUUUAUCAUCUCUUUCCAUGCUUGUCCUGUCCAUUGUGUCACUGUCCAUUGCUUGUCACGGUGUCUACCCUGCUGCCCCAUAGCAUGACUGCAAAUAAAACAUAGGUCAGUGUCACAUAGUAUUACCAUAUCUGCCCUUAUGUUACAUUGUGUCAUUAUUACCAUGUUACCCACUGACCUAUAGUGUCUGUCCUGCUGACAUGCAGCAUCACAUUGUUGCUGGAUUUCUCCUACUGUCAGAGUGUCACUUAUACCUUAUCUAUUGUGUUGUCACAAUGUUUGUAAUACUAAUACAGUGUCACAGUGUUACUGUCACUGUGUCUGUUCUGCUGUCACUGGCACCAUGUCUGUCCUGCUGUCACUGUGUCACUGGCAUGGCACCAUGUCUGUCCUGCUGUCAUUCUGUCACUGGCACCAUGUCUGUCCUGCUGUCACUGUGUCACAGGCACGGUACCAUGUCUGUCCUUCUGUCACUGGCACCAUGUCUGUCCUGCUGUCACUGUGUCAUUGGCACCAUGUCUGUCCUGCUGUCACUAUGUCUGUCCUGCUGUCACUGUGUCAUAAGCACCAUGUCUGUCCUGCUGCCACUUAUUGUCACUGUGGUACUCUGUCUGUUAAUGUUACUUCCUCUCAUGUAGUCUAUCACUGUUUGCUGCACUGUGACAUUGUGUUACAGUCACAGUGUGAACUAUGUUUUGUAAUAAAUUACUUCUACUAAUAAUGUGUUAGUUUAUUUAAAGAACUGUGUGCAGGAGAGGCACAUAUCUGCAGUACAGCCAUAUACAAGGUAUCCCUGCUAUGCCUAAAUAUAAGGAGAUAGAUUAAAGGGAUUUUAAAGUCAUGUUGUUUCAUCUAAAAGAGGUAUUUUAAAAUAUAUAACUUAAUUUCUAAAACCUGUCCCUGUACUGGGGGAUAAAACAGUUUUUAUCGUUCUACUUGUGAGAAGUGUAACUAUUAAGCAAUAGAUUCGUGGGGCUUCUAUGUAUCAGCUAUUGAGCAGUUGUGCUUUUCCUCAAAAUAAACAGCUUUAAUAUUAGAAAAUA